AUUUUAUGAGCCCGUGAACUGAAGAGUGAGCGAGAUUUGUCCAUGCUGCUCGAGCGACCGACGGUAUUUUUCUGAAUAUUUCAAGAUGUCGACUACUAAACCUCUUGUUGUAGGGGGAGAAAGAACGACUGGUGCUACUGUACGCACUCAGAAUGUCAUGGCAGCAGCUGCAGUUGCUAACAUCGUGAAAAGUUCACUUGGUCCAGUUGGUUUAGACAAAAUGUUGGUUGAUGAUGUUGGUGAUGUCACAGUUACUAAUGAUGGAGCCACCAUUCUCAAACUGUUGGAGGUAGAGCACCCAGCAGCAAAGGUCUUGGUGGAAUUGGCAGAUCUCCAAGAUCAAGAAGUAGGGGAUGGCACUACAUCAGUAGUAAUAAUUGCUGCCGAGCUUCUAAAACAUGCAGAUGAGUUAGUGAAACAGAAGAUUCAUCCCACAACUAUUAUUAGUGGCUACAGACUGGCUUGCAAGGAAGCCUGUAAAUACAUUCAAGAGCAUCUCACUAUUAGUACAGAAGAUCUUGGAAGAGAAAGUGUCAUCAAUGCUGCCAAGACCGCCAUGUCAUCAAAAUUAAUUGGAAGGGAUUCAGAUUUCUGGGCUAAUUUACUGGUGGAUGCAACGAUGGCUAUUAAAACCACAGAUGCGAAGGGUAGUGUACGGUACCCAAUCAAGGCUAUUAAUAUCUUGAAGGCGCAUGGCCGCAGCAGUACUGAGAGUAAGCUAAUCAAUGGAUAUGCUCUCAACUGUACUGUGGCCUCGCAAGCCAUGAAGAAGCAGGUUCAGAAUGCUAAGAUUGCAUGUCUAGACUUCAGUCUUCAGAAAGCAAAAAUGCAUCUAGGGGUUCAUGUUAUUGUUGAAGAUCCUGAGAAAUUAGAUGCUAUCAGACAGAGGGAAUCUGACAUCACUAAAGAACGUAUUCAGAAGAUUGUCGGUGCCGGGGCUAAUGUCAUCCUUACCACUGGGGGUAUCGAUGACCUUUGUCUAAAGUAUUUUGUAGAGUCUGGUGCAAUGGCUGUCAGGCGGUGCAGGAAACAGGAUCUGAAGAGGAUAGCUAAAGCAACUGGAGCACAAUUGUUGGUAACCUUAGCUAAUUUGGAAGGCGAGGAGAGCUUUGAUGCCAGCAUGCUAGGCCAUGCUGAAGCCGUUGUCCAGGAGAGAGUCUGCGAUGAUGAACUUAUCCUAAUCAAAUCACCCAAAGUAAAAAGUGCGGCAUCCGUCAUCCUGCGAGGAGCCAAUGACUUCCAGUGCGAUGAGAUGGAGAGGUCAGUCCAUGAUGCAUUGUGUGUUAUAAAAAGAGUGCUGGAAAGCAAGACUGUGGUACCAGGAGGAGGAGCUGUCGAGGCUGCUCUUUCUAUUUACUUGGAGAACCUGGCGACCUCACUGAGUUCUCGUGAGCAGUUGGCGAUUGCAGAGUUUGCCAAUUCUUUACUGGUGAUACCCAAGAUCCUGGCAGUGAAUGCUGCUAAAGAUUCCAUUGACCUGGUGGCUAAGCUGAGGGCCUACCACAACCUGUCCCAAGUGAAGGCUGAUAAAGCUCACCUCAAGUGGGUUGGCCUUGAUUUAUAUGAAGGAGUAGUAAGGGACAAUAAACAAGCUGGAGUCUUUGAGCCUGGUAUUUGCAAGAUUAAGUCACUCAAGUUCGCUACCGAGGCAGCUAUCACAAUCCUGCGUAUUGACGACUUGAUCAAACUCGCCCCAGAAGAAAAAGAGAAGUCUUACAAUGAUGCAGUCAGAGCUGGGGAACUCAGUGGAUGAACAAAAGUAUUAAAUUACUGAAGAGGAAUUGAAAGGGCCAGUUGGGACGCAAAAAAAUAUGCCACAUAAAUUAAUAUAAUGGCUUUUAAUGGAUGCCUCUCUCCAUGAUUGUUAGGUUGUAUUGGACCCUUAUGUUGCAGGGAUUUUGAAGGAAGCUUGUAUGUAAAACGUAAACCAAAUUUGUGUGCCGUGAUUUGUGUUUAGUCAAUUUAUCAAAACCAAUAUUGUAAUGAUCCAUGCUCUGACAUUAUUUCAACUCCAAUAGAUAACAUGUAUUCUGCUGCUAUGUUUUUAUGUGAAUUUAGUAUAAGUCUCCCUUUGGGUCUCUUUAAUUUUUUGCCUGUAGGUCACAGGUACCAAAAGCUGGGCAACAAAAUACUGCAAUAAAGCAAAAACAAAACAAUUGUUACAGGGUGUAGAGUGUACACCUGCUUGUGUAUUAGAAAGCUUUGGUGCAUUUGGUAAACAUUGUUACAGGCCACCAACUAAGUAAAUGGCUAUGUGAAUGUUUUUUUUUUGUAUUGUGAUGGAGCCAGCAAUGGAGCUAUAGAAAUAAAUAAUUGCAUACAGUA
This is a messenger RNA of Anneissia japonica, 2325 nucleotides long. RefSeq names its product T-complex protein 1 subunit alpha-like. Gene Ontology annotation, biological process: protein folding. Gene Ontology annotation, cellular component: chaperonin-containing T-complex. The record is from RefSeq and is a predicted model, not a curated record. NCBI's taxonomy places the organism in Eukaryota, Metazoa, Echinodermata, Crinoidea, Comatulida, Comatulidae. The transcript is spliced from 12 exons. Gene Ontology annotation, molecular function: ATP hydrolysis activity; ATP binding; ATP-dependent protein folding chaperone. The coding region runs from base 86 to 1753 and encodes 555 amino acids.